Molecule: messenger RNA, 1181 nt
Organism: Eublepharis macularius
Lineage: Eukaryota; Metazoa; Chordata; Lepidosauria; Squamata; Eublepharidae
Gene: PPIL6
Product: peptidylprolyl isomerase like 6
Exons: 9
Coding region: 37-939 (300 amino acids)
Biological process (GO): protein peptidyl-prolyl isomerization
Molecular function (GO): peptidyl-prolyl cis-trans isomerase activity
Source: RefSeq, a predicted model, not a curated record
GCAGCAGCCAGACAAGGAGAAGGAAUCCUGUGACCGAUGUGGGCUAAGGAUACCAUGGAGCCUUUGGGCCUGCAAGAGAUACUGGUUACAGGGCUUCUCACAGAGCCCUCCUAUCAUAUGGCAGUGUGUGCAGCAGAGGCUCUGAGGAAGAAUUUUCCAACCAAGAUAGCAGAGCCUAAAUUGCUUCCUUUGCUGGAAUUUGCAUGGGCUGAAUAUCUACAAGAGAAAAAAAAGGAGUUAAGAGGAGAAGUAUGGGAAUAUCCCUCCAAUGUGAUGUGUUUUGUUGAUGGCCAGCUUGUUGGAGAUGAAAAAAUGCUGCUAAAGUGGGCUUAUGAUGUUUGGGAUUAUAAAGAUUUUAAACCUACAGCCCUUUACCAAGCCAUUACUGAGGAUUUCUUUACAAAAUACAUGAGAGACAAAAAACAUGUGUUCGUGUACUUGAAUGUAGCUAUUCAGGAGGUGCCUAUCGGACAAUUGCUUUUUGAGCUCUAUUCUGAUAUAUGUCCCAAGACAUGCCAGAAUUUCAGAUGUUUGUGUAAAGGGGAGAAAGGAACAUCUAAAUCUGGGCUGGCACUCACUUACAGUGGUUCUAUCUUUCAUCGACUUGUAAAAAAUGGAUGGAUACAAGGAGGAGACAUAAAAGAAGGGAAAGGGGAUGGUGGUGAGUCUAUUUAUGGACCUAUCUUUGAAGAUGAAAAUUUUGCAGUUCUACAUGACAAAAGAGGAGUUCUUGGAAUGGUCAACAAAGGAUGCCACAGCAAUGGAUCCCAGUUUUAUAUCACACUACAACCAGCCCCCUAUUUGAAUGAAAAAUAUGUAGCUUUUGGGCAAUUGAUUGAAGGUUCUGAUGUUCUCCAGAAACUGGAAGCAACAAAAACAUUAAAUGAGAGGCCAGUUGUGGAAUGUAAAAUUAUUGACUGUGGAAUUUUUAAUCCUUGAUUAUAGAGGAAAAAGAUACAGAGACUUAUAUCUUUUCCCUUGAGGGAGGAAAGCAACUUGGAGAGCACAAUCUGAAUUGGAAAAUGACUCAAAGAAAAAAAGACCGACCGUGAAGUGAAUGGGCUUAGAAGAACAUGACUCUGUUUAAGAGUAGAAGUACUUCCUCCCAAUCUGCCAGUCUUGUAUUCAAAAUUUCAGAAUUCUUAACCUGCUUUCCAUUAAAAAUUGUUAUGGUAAAAUUA